AUGGAAGAUGCUGGCGCUUCUCCACACUCUCCACCACAGAUUGGAGAUGACAACACCUACCCGAUCACGAUAACAACACGAGACUUAAACUCAACUACUUCGCCCUCCAUCGAUACGGACUUCCCUCUCCUCGCCCAUGAUGUCAUCCGUCUGAUUCAAUGCUCGCGAUGCUCGCGACCCCUUCGCGCCCCGAUUCGGUUACCAUGCGGAAAUACACUGUGUCGGACUUGUCUUCCACCUACUCGAGCACGGAAGGGGAUAAGCUAUCCUGGGGGCGAGGCGCGGUUGCAGGGCUUUACAUGCUCGUGGGGAAAGUGUGCUGUAGAGCACUGCGUGGAAGAUUGUGGUGCCGAUGUCUUGAUGACGAAAUUGGUUGAUGUGUUUGCGGAGGUUCUUGAGAAUGACACCGAUAACAUUACUGAAGAAAGGGACGGAUGGCCCAGGCUGGUCUGGGACGAUUAUCGAGAUGGGUACUUGGAAGUUAAAAGCGCAGAUCUAAGGCGAGGAUUACUGCGAGGUAUUUACGAUUUGACGAAACAUGGCACGCUUGAUUACGACGCAUCGGAGGUCUCUUACGAAGAUAAAAGGGCAGGGCGGCAGUCGCACGAAUAUGACAGUAAUGAACAACAUAUCCUCGCAAAAUUAAAAGAAGCCGUACGGAACGAGUUGGACUGUCAUGUCUGCUACUCGCUGAUCGUGGAUCCAUUGACGACUCCUUGUGGACAUACCUUCUGUCGAAGUUGUGUUGCGAUGGUUUUGAAGCAUACUGACCUCUGUCCUACUUGCCGACGAAAGCUGAACAUGCCGUCGGCGGUACAGUCUCAGCCAUUAAACAUAAGGAUAGCCAACCUUACGGAGAGGCUGUUCCCGGAUCAGGUUGCAGAACGAAUAGAGACCCUGGCUCAGGACGGGUCAAGUCUAGACGAUGAGAAGACUCUUCCCUUGUUCGUUGGCUCACUUUCAUUCCCGAAUAUGCCAACUUUUUUGCAUAUUUAUGAGCCUCGAUACCGCCUCAUGAUACGGAGAGUCAUGCAGAAUCGCGAAUAUAAAUUCGGAAUGGUCACGUUUAACCGUACUCGACGAUCCCAGGGUGAUCUGGGGAGGACACAGUUCAUGCAGUAUGGUACUGUCUUGUUAGUUGACCGUUUUGAGAUGCUUCCAGAUGGAAGAAGUCUUGUUAUAGCCACAGGUGUGUCACGGUUCAGAGUGACCAAAUCCGACGUUGUGGACGGCUAUCAUGUUGGUAAAACGGAACGUGUUGAUGAUAUCUCGAUCUCAGAAGAGGAACGGAUCGAGGCUAUGGAGACGUCAGCCACUGUCGAUCUAUCCUCGUCUGGAGUUAACUUCGCAGAGAUGUCAUUAGAAUCCAUGUCCACGCAACAGUUGCUGAAUCUUGGACUGGACUUUGUGCAAAAACAGCGCAAUGAGAAGGCGCCAUGGCUUCAUCCACGUGUAUUGAUGGCGUACGGGGAUACACCGACCGAUCCAGUUAAGUUUCCUUGGUGGUUUGCCAGCGUCCUUCCUGUCUCGGACGAUGAGAAGUAUGCACUCUUGUCUGCAACCAGCGUACGGGAGAGGUUGAAGAUCACCGCACGGUGGAUCAGGAAGUUGGAGGCCAGAGAAUGGUCGACGCGGCCCUCUUUUUUGUCUCUCUUAUGA
Molecule: messenger RNA, 1659 nt
Organism: Aspergillus wentii DTO 134E9
Lineage: Eukaryota; Fungi; Ascomycota; Eurotiomycetes; Eurotiales; Aspergillaceae
Product: putative ATP-dependent protease (CrgA)
Exons: 2
Coding region: 1-1659 (552 amino acids)
Source: RefSeq, a predicted model, not a curated record